AUGGAAACGGAAAUUACUGCUUCAAAGGAUGAUAUCGAUAUAAAAGUAAAAGGUAGAAGGCCCACAAAAUUAAGAAGAACUGACAACGAACUUCAGCACGACAUACUCAAAUAUAAAGAGCUCUUAGUGAGAGAUGAAGGUUUGGAAUUGGAUAUCCCACCAAAACGAACCAAAACGAACGAAAAAGAACAAGAUGUAAGAAAGCAUAAUAACAAACAAAGUUCAAGAUCUUCUAGAUACAGAAAUAGGAGGUUUGUACUUGAAGAUAAUACUGUGAGAGAAUCGUCAGCACCGCAAAAUAAAACUAAUGAUGCUGCUCAAGGUUAUCAAAAGUUGAAACCAAAGUAUUUUACCCAGCGCCAGAGAAAUCUUCAAAAACACCAGUCAACUUACAAUCCGGAUAAAAUAUCUCCACCUUUAUUGACGGACAUCAAAAGAUUUAAAAGUUUUGAGGACAAGAUUCUUUUAAGUCAUUCAUACCAAGAGUUAAUAAAAGUUGUCAAGGGUCAAAUAAAUAGUAGCAAUCCCAAUCUCAUUGAACAUGAAGCUAUUGAUAUACCAUUUCUGUGGAACUUAUUACCCAAAAAUAUUGAUAUUGAGAGGAAGCGCUUCGAUAUAACAAAUCCGUAUUCCUUUGAUUUUCAACCUUUACACAUAUCUUCUACCAAUUUGUUUUGCAGUGAGGAUAUCGAUGUAUUUUUCCAAAAACUUAAUGAUAAUUCAAAUUUCGACCAAUUUAGUGAAGUUGAUUUAGAAUUUGAUACCGAAUCUUCAGUAAGAAAAGACUUGAAGAAAACUAUUCCAUUAGCAUAA
Debaryomyces tyrocola is the source of this 813-nucleotide messenger RNA. Lineage: Eukaryota; Fungi; Ascomycota; Pichiomycetes; Serinales; Debaryomycetaceae. The record is from the annotation of a GenBank genome assembly.